UGGUUUAUAUGGAGCAAAAAUAAAAAAUGGCGCCCGUAAAGAUUUUGUUUUGCCUGUCACUUUAGUAUAAAAUGGCGGUGAGAAUUAUGACAUCACGACUUGUGCAAACGUACGGGACCCAGCAACAUGUGCUCAGUCAAAUCAUAUAUCCUGAGUCUCCUCUUGGCCUCUGUGGCCGUAGCCAACCCAGUGAACCAACACCAGUGGUACAUGAUGCAUUACAAUCUGCAACCUGAACAAUUGGCACAAUCACAACAAAGUGACGGGCAACAAGAUCAGCAGUUGCAAGCAAGUGACUACUCAGGCCAGGACUAUAGCAACGAUCAGAGCGGGUUGUCAGGCCACGAUUUCUCAGGACACGACUUCGGAGGCCACGACAUCGGAGGCCACGACUUCGGAGGCCACAACUACGGAGGCCACGACUUCAAAGCCCAAGUGUACCCAGUCCAUCAACACGUCCACGAGGAAACACCUGAACCAAUUAAGCAUUACAAAGAGGUUGUAGUCCCUCUGCCCAAGAAUGUAGAGUUCAAAAUCAACCAACCUGUUAUCAUACCUGUUCCGCAUCCUGUUCCAAUCCAAGUACCUGUUCCUAAGGCUGUCGUUAUCCCUAUUAUCAAAGAAGUAUCAAUUCCUGUUGAGAAGUCUGUGCCGUAUCCUGUGCAUAAGACCGUCCAUGUCCCAAAGAUAAAAGAGGUUCCUUUUGAGGUGGUCAAACACGUAAUAGUCCCAGUAGAAAAACCUAUUCCAUUCAAAGUACCCGUUUACGAAACUAUCAUUCACACAAAAAAAGGAUCCCACAAAAUCUAAUCUAAUUUGUAAAUAAAGAGCGUCAUAAAAAUGCAACGUACCUGUAUUAUCAACAUAAAUUUUAAUGACGUAAGGUCUGUCUAAUGCUGGUUGUCCUUGGUCCAACUGUCAUUUGAGUUGUCAAAUUCAAAUGACAAUUGGACUUGAAGUUCCACUAGCGCAAUCUAGUGAGGGAAAAUACAGAUAACCCUCAUUGCAAUAAUAUUAUGCAAUUUGUAAGCGUAAUAACAGUUUUAGAAGAUUGAAAAAAGGAAACAAGAUCUUCCAUAAACAAUAUACUCAUACUUCCUCAAUGUAUUUAAGCUAUUUUAUUGUUACUUACUGGUGUUUGUUACCGUGUUGUUGUAUAUUUGUUAUUUUAUUUUUGUUACCUGUUGUGUGAAUGUUGUGUGAUGUUUAACUGUUGCUAAUUUUAUUUUAGGUUAAGUUGUAAAUAUGGCAAUUAAAAAAACAACUUUCUUGA
Molecule: messenger RNA, 1273 nt
Organism: Plodia interpunctella (Indianmeal moth)
Lineage: Eukaryota; Metazoa; Arthropoda; Insecta; Lepidoptera; Pyralidae
Exons: 3
Coding region: 127-810 (227 amino acids)
Source: RefSeq, a predicted model, not a curated record